GGAAGAGAAGAAGGAAGGAAGGAAGGAAGGAGGAAGGGGAAGAUAGGAGAGGAAGAAAAGGAGGAGGAGGAAAAAAAGACAGACUUUGGCCAGCUUGCUUUGGACCUGUUAGACCAGUCCUAUAAGCAUGACGAGCAAAUUGCCAUGAAACUUCUGACCUACGAGCUAAAAAACUGGAGCAACUCCACCUGUCUCAAACUGGCCGUGGCAGCCAAACACCGGGACUUUAUUGCUCACACCUGCAGCCAGAUGCUGCUGACAGACAUGUGGAUGGGAAGGCUGCGAAUGAGAAAAAACCCUGGCCUGAAGGUUAUCAUGGGGAUCCUUCUUCCCCCCACCAUCUUGCUUUUGGAAUUUCGUACAUAUGAUGACUUCUCAUACCAAACAUCCAAGGAAAAUGAAGAUGGCAAAGAAAAAGAAGAAGAGAACGUGGAUGCAAACGCAGAUGCUGGCUCAAGAAAGGGGGAUGAGGAAAACGAGCAUAAAAAGCAGAGAAGCAUCCCCAUUGGAACAAAGAUCUGCGAGUUUUAUAAUGCUCCCAUUGUCAAGUUCUGGUUCUACACAAUAUCCUACUUGGGCUACCUUCUGCUGUUUAACUAUGUCAUCCUGGUGCGGAUGGACGGCUGGCCCUCCCUCCAGGAGUGGAUAGUCAUCUCCUACAUCUUGAGCCUGGCACUUGAGAAAAUACGUGAGAUCCUCAUGUCAGAACCAGGCAAACUCAGCCAGAAAAUCAAGGUUUGGCUUCAGGAGUACUGGAACAUCACAGACCUUGUGGCCAUCACUAUGUUCAUGAUUGGAGCAAUCCUACGCCUACAGAACCAGCCGUACAUGGGCUAUGGCCGAGUCAUCUACUGUGUGGACAUCAUCCUCUGGUAUAUCCGUGUCUUGGAUAUUUUUGGUGUCAACAAGUAUCUUGGCCCCUACGUGAUGAUGAUUGGAAAGAUGAUGAUCGACAUGCUGUAUUUUGUGGUCAUCAUGCUGGUUGUGCUGAUGAGUUUUGGAGUAGCCCGUCAAGCCAUAUUGCACCCUGAGGAGAAACCAUCUUGGAAACUAGCCCGAAACAUCUUCUACAUGCCCUACUGGAUGAUCUACGGAGAAGUGUUUGCAGACCAGAUAGACCUCUACGCCAUGGAAAUUAAUCCUCCUUGUGGUGAGAACCUGUAUGAUGAGGAGGGCAAGCGCCUCCCCCCCUGCAUCCCAGGGGCCUGGCUCACUCCUGCUCUCAUGGCCUGCUACCUACUGGUAGCCAACAUCCUGCUGGUCAACUUGCUGAUUGCUGUUUUCAACAACACCUUCUUUGAAGUAAAGUCAAUAUCUAACCAAGUGUGGAAGUUCCAGCGAUAUCAGUUGAUCAUGACAUUUCACGACAGGCCUGUCCUGCCCCCACCGAUGAUCAUUUUAAGCCACAUCUACAUAAUCAUUUUGCGUCUCAGUGGUCGGUGCAGGAGAAAAAGAGAAGGCGACCCAGAGGAACAGGAUCGUGGACUGAAGCUGUUCCUUAGCGACGAGGAGCUAAAGAAGUUGCACGAGUUCGAGGAACAGUGCGUGCAGGAGCACUUCCGGGAGAAGGAGGAUGAGCAGCAGUCAUCCAGCGAUGAACGCAUCCGUGUCACUAGUGAGAGAGUUGAAAACAUGUCAAUGCGGCUGGAAGAAAUCAACGAAAGAGAAAACUUUAUGAAAACCUCCCUGCAGACUGUUGACCUUCGACUUUCUCAACUUGAAGAAUUGUGUAGCAGAAUGGUGAAUGCCCUUGAGAAUCUUGCAGGAAUUGACAGGUCUGAUCUGAUCCAGACACGAUCCAGAGCUUCAUCUGAGUGCGAGGCCACCUACCUUCUGCGCCAAGGCAGCAUCAACAGCGCUGAUGGCUACAGCAUGUACCGCUACCAUUUUAACGGGGAGGAACUGCUGUUUGAGGACACUGCUCUCUCCAUGUCAUCAGGGACAGGCUUCAGGAAAAAGACCUGCUCCUUCCGAGUGAAGGAUGAGAAGGAUGGGAAAAUACACCUAGCCCCAGAGCGCCAGACCAGCCUCCAUUUUUCAAAUGGCCCCAGCCCUCCAGCAACACCAGACCGCAGUCAGCUUGCAAUAGAGGAUGCCAAGAAUGCUUCAGAGUCCAAAUUGGGUCCAGAUAUCGGGAUUUCAACUGAAGAUGAUGAAAGGCAGGCUGACUCUAAAAGGGAAGAGAUGACUUCCCCAAGUUUAAAUCCAACAGAUGUUCUGCAUGGACAGAACAAGUCAGAGUUUCCAAACACUCAGCUAACAGUGGAAACGACCAAGAUGGAAGGCACUAUUUCCUGUCCCCUGGGAGAAACCAAAAUCUCACGUUAUUACCCAGAUGACACAGUCAAUACUUACAAAACGAUGAAGUCCAGAAGCGUUGUCUAUUCCGAAGGUAGAAAGCUAGUCGGUGGACUUAGCAACUGGAGUGCUGAGUACAGCUCAAUCAUGGACCAAGCAUGCUCCCCAUCUGUUCAGCAAUGGACUACAGAAUGGAAAUAUCAAGUGCAAAAGAUCACACGUUCUCGGAGCACCGAUAUCCCCUACAUGGUGUCCGAAGCUGCAGUGCAAGCUGAGCAUAGAGACACAGAAACAGAAGAUGAGAACUAUGUUUCUCAGAGAGUCCCUCAUAUCUCUCAUUUAUCCCUCAUGGUGACUGACAGGACUGAGAAGGAAAAUUUACUCUCUGUGGGAUUCCCCUGCCUAAGGUCAAGAAGUUUGCAUGGCCAUCCUAGGACUAUCAAAUCCACCCAGGCCAAAUUAGAUGGUUCCAGGCUUGCCAGUAGCAUAAGUAACUUGGUAGUUGUGUCUUCAUUUACAACGGAAGAACUAAAGGCUAAGCAAGAACAAACUUCCACAGAAACUGAUUGCUAA
Castor canadensis (American beaver) is the source of this 2871-nucleotide messenger RNA. The record is from RefSeq and is a predicted model, not a curated record. Lineage: Eukaryota; Metazoa; Chordata; Mammalia; Rodentia; Castoridae.